ACAGGAUGUGGCCACAAGGUGGAAUUCAACAUAUUACAUGUUGAAAAGAUUUACAGAAAUCAAAGAUCCGAUCAUCUCCACCCUGGCACUAACUAAUGCAUCUCUGCCAAGCUUGUCACCAGAGGAAUGGAACAUUUCCAGAGAAAUAUUGGACAUCAUUAAGCCAUUUGAAGAGGUCACCACAGAAGUGAGUGCAGAAAAGUUUGUGACUGCAUCCAAAGUCAUUUUGAUGACAAGAGGUCUUCAGAGGAUUGUUGCCCGAUAUCAAAGAAAUCCCUCCAGCUUUGACCCUGUUAAAAAACUAGUGGAUGCCCUGAUGUCAGAAAUGACUAAGAGGUUUGGCAGAGUGGAACACAUUGAAAAGCUUGCUGAUGCUACUUGCCUGGACCCAAGGUUCAAAAAGCAAGCUUUUGUCAAUCACCAGGCAGCAGAAGAGACAGUAAAGAGGAUUAUUGCAGCUGCAGCAGCUAUUAACCCAGCUCAGAGUGAGGAGGAUACUUCAGAUCCUGGUGCGACUGCCAGUGCAGGGGCCAUGUUUUGGGAAGAUUUUGAUGAGAGGGUAGCAAGCUUGAGGCCUUCUGCUACCUCUUCUAAGACCUCAGAUGCGAUGAUGGAGAUGCGGGCCUACCUUGCAGAGCCACUCUUACCCCGCACAUCAGACCCUCUGUCCUGGUGGAGGAGAUGUUCACCCGUUUACAAAAGCCUUUCUGAAGUCACGAAGAAAAGACUUUGUAUUGUGGCCACAUCCGAAAACGAUUUGCAGGGACAUCUUGUGGACGUCAUCAUCUGGAUCAAGGACCUCAGAAUCCUCUAG
This is a messenger RNA of Carassius auratus (goldfish), 814 nucleotides long. RefSeq lists its product as uncharacterized. The transcript has 3 exons. Gene Ontology annotation, molecular function: protein dimerization activity. The coding region runs from base 38 to 814 and encodes 258 amino acids. Lineage: Eukaryota; Metazoa; Chordata; Actinopteri; Cypriniformes; Cyprinidae. The record is from RefSeq and is a predicted model, not a curated record.